Molecule: messenger RNA, 1188 nt
Organism: Lodderomyces elongisporus
Lineage: Eukaryota; Fungi; Ascomycota; Pichiomycetes; Serinales; Debaryomycetaceae
Exons: 1
Coding region: 1-1188 (395 amino acids)
Molecular function (GO): oxidoreductase activity
Source: RefSeq, a predicted model, not a curated record
AUGCACAAAGAUACAAUUGUUGUUACGCCUUUAUCUGGUACUCCAUUUGGUUGUACUGUGCAAUUACCAGAAUACUGCAAAAACGACCCUGCCUACUUGAACGAUGAAGACUUUAAGGAGUUGAAGAAGGCAGUACUUCUGCACUUGGUGGUUGUGAUUCCAGAUCAAGCCGAGUUGUUGCCAAAAUCUCAAUACAUUUUGACCAAACAGUUUGAUCCAAGUAUUCCAGAACCUAAAGAGGAAGCUGGUGCAAAUUAUGGACACGGUAAGGAGUUUAGACAUGAUAAGUCGGUGUUGAAAAAAGAUGGAUGCUCUGUGAAGAAUCAGCCUCAAGUACAAAUAUUGGGACAAGGCAGAUUUGAAGCAGACGACCAAGGAAAUGAAAAUGGAGAAGCAAUCAACCUUACACACCCAUCACACACCACCUUCCACCAUACACCAUUGACCGAGGAAGAAAUUAAGGAAAAGAAACAAACAAGAUUUUACAGAUGGCACAUUGAUAGCGCAUUGUAUGACUUGUCGCCGCCAAUGGUUACAACAUUACUCGGUAUUAAGGUGCCUCCAGCUACUCAAUAUCAAACAAUCAAGUAUGAGGAUGACGGGUCCGAGUUGAAGUUGACCCAGGGAGCUACUUGUUUUGUUAGCGGCGCACAAGCUUUUAAGAACUUGAGUGAAGAAGACAAAGAGUUUGUAUUAAAUACAACUGUUGAGUAUGCACCACACCCAUAUAUUUUCAUUUCGCCAGCAAGAGCCACUGCGGAUGGAUUGACUAUGGUCUCUGAGGAUAAAGAAAUGUCGUUUGAUGAUUUGCCCGAUUGGGAAGAGCUGAAAGUGAAGAAAUUGCCCAUGGUCUGGACCAACCCAGAGACAAAAGAACAUCAUUUGCAGGUACAUGGAUGUUGUCUAUUCAAACUCCACACCAAGAAGCCAGAUGGAAGUGUUGAAACAUUGGAUUUAAAAGAUGCCAGAGCCAAAGUGCAUAAAUUAAUGAGACCAGCCAUUGCACCAGAGAAUGUGCUUGCACACUCUUGGAAACAAGGAGAUUUGGUUUUAUUCUACAAUCGCGGGGUGUGGCAUUCGGUCACUGGCGAGUUUAAAGGAUUGGGAACAGAUGGGCAAGACGAGAGAAGGUUGAUGCACCAAUGUAACAUUGCCAGCUCUCUUGAUCCAGUAACAAUUCGUUCUUAG